Molecule: messenger RNA, 3245 nt
Organism: Pelmatolapia mariae (spotted tilapia)
Lineage: Eukaryota; Metazoa; Chordata; Actinopteri; Cichliformes; Cichlidae
Product: kelch domain-containing protein 10-like
Exons: 10
Coding region: 162-1415 (417 amino acids)
Biological process (GO): positive regulation of stress-activated MAPK cascade
Molecular function (GO): protein binding
Source: RefSeq, a predicted model, not a curated record
GGCAGCAGCAGCUGUGGACAGUUGGAGGAGUUAGCAUAUUUCUUUAUUUUGCUCUGAAGCCAGAGCUGGCGGUUUCAUGUCGCGCCGUUUGUUUGCACUGAGGCGGAUUCCUGUCCGGGUCUGGGUGUGAGCCUCUUCGGUCGGCGUGUCCCAGGUUAAUCAUGUCUUCGCCUGAGCACGGUGAAACUUUCAGUCAGCUCAAUAAGUUUGAGAAACUGUCGUGGAGGCCCUCCAUCCGCGACUCAGCCACUAAGAAGCGAGCACGGUGGUUUCAGGCCCGGCGCAUCUUCUCCCCUUCCUGCCCAAACCUGCGGAUCCCCAACAGGUUUCUGAGAGAAGGACACUGCAUUCCUCCUGCCCGCAGUGGACACCGCUGUGUAGCAGACAGCACCAACCUGUACGUGUUUGGAGGCUACAACCCAGACUUUGAUGAGGCAGGCGGCUCAGAGAACGAAGACUACCCUCUGUUCAGGGAGCUCUGGCGGUAUCAUUUUGCCACAGCGUCCUGGCAGCAGGUCCGCACAGAGGGGUACAUGCCAACGGAGCUGGCUUCUAUGUCAGCUGUCCUACAUGGGAACAACCUGCUUGUGUUCGGUGGCACCGGGAUUCCAUUCGGUGAAAACAAUGGCAACGACGUCCACGUUUGCAACGUUCAGUACAAACGAUGGAACCUCCUCAGCUGCAGAGGGAAGAAGCCCAACAAGAUCUAUGGACAGGCCAUGGUCAUCAUAAAUGGCUACCUUUAUGUGUUUGGAGGGACGACGGGCUACCUUUACAGCACCGACCUGCACAGGCUGGACCUGACCACCAGGGAGUGGACCCACAUCAAACCCAACAACGCGCCCUCAGACCUACCUGAGGAGAGAUAUAGACAUGAGCUAGCUCAUGACGGGCAGAGAAUAUAUAUUUUUGGAGGCGGGACUUCCUGGACAUCAUAUCCACUAGAUAAGAUUCAUGCUUAUAACUUGGAGACAAACUACUGGGAGGAUAUCAUGACGAAACCCCAAGAAAAAAUAGGAUAUCCCGCCGCCCGUCGAUGUCACAGCUGUGUACAGGUCAAAGAGGAGGUUUUUAUAUGUGGGGGUUAUAACGGAGAGUGCAUCCUGUCAGACCUCUGGAAGCUCAACCUGCAGACUUUUCAGUGGACGAAGCUUCCUGCGAUCAUGCCGGAGCCGGCUUACUUUCACUGUGCUGCGGUCACUCCGGCCGGCUGCAUGUACGUCCACGGCGGAGUCGUCAACAUGUCUGGGAAUCGAAGGACUGGCUCUCUGUAUAAAGUGUGGCUGGUGGUGCCCAGCCUGCUGGAAAUGACCUGGGAGAAACUGCUGAAAACUUUCCCUCACUUAUCCCAGCUGUCCACCCUCCAGCUGCUCAGCCUGGGACUGACGCACACGUUAAUCCAGCGGCUCAAAUAAAGACUGAAUGCAGCGGUAUGUGAUGGCGUAGCACUGACUCUAAGAUGUCUGACGAUUUAGGAUGAAAGGACAAAGCCUGAUGAUGUCAGAUGGUUAUGAAAAUACUUUGAUUGCCUUUUUACUUUAGUCUGAUGUAAAUGUGUGGGUUGUUUUUAAAAAGUGCAAUUUUUUUAAGUUUCUCAGUGUGUCAUAUGUGCACGCAUCCAUUAGAAACCGUGUAGAAAAUAGAAAUUACUGUAUGCUGUUUGUUUUUCACUUCCGCCUUCUUUGGGUUUUUCUUCUUGUUUUUUGGUCGUGGAAACUUGUGGAGCCUGAGAGAUAUUUUAUAAACUCCAAAGACCACUUGUUAAAAGGCUAAAUGAAUGUUGGUAUAGUAGUGAAGUUUUAGCUUUUAUUUAGAGGCAAAGAGACUUUUUUGUCUGUUCUUCCUUUUUUCCUCGCCUCCAAUCCUGAAGUGGAACAGGUUGUGCAGCACUACCCUCAAUCAGUCCUGCUGUUCCCUCUUCAAACCCAGCAGAGGCACCAGUUUGUAGGUCCUGACAUUUAAUUAGAAAGUUUCCAGAUUCUCAGUAAAAAGCAGACUUGUAUUUGUGAUUGCUCUUCACAGUUUAAGUAACACGUUUCAGCCUCAAAGACUCACUGAUUAGGGUGCUGAUGUGGAGCUGCGAUUAAAACUCGACCGUUCAAAUUGAAAAAUGUUCCUCUCGCCGGUCACAAUUAGGCUUUCUGAUCAGAUGAAAACAUGUGACACGGCAUCACUGUGAAAUGUCUUAUGCCUCUUCAAUUUUUAUUCCUCUUUUUUUGGGGGGGGGGAAUGAAAAACACCUGUUUUGAACGCCUGUAGCUCCAGUAUCUAUUUAUUUAGUGCCUUUUGAAUUUCAAAAAGUGGGGUGUGCAAAUUGGUCUGCAAGAGUCAAGUUUGUUUAUUUCAGUCAGUGUGUAGCCCUUUUUUUUUUUUUUUUUUUGUUUUGUUAUUCACCCACUAGGAUUUAGUCGGUGCUCUUCACAAGCUAUGUAUGCAGCAUGUCUGUUAUUUUAAACCCACGAAGCCAUUUUUACUAUUUUAAUCACUGUGCUGCUGUUUUUAUUCUAUUAGAAAUCUUUGAACUGCACCCGACUUGUAGCUGUACCUCCCCAGAAACCCCAACCCAACAUUUCUGUCACGUUCAGUUUUUUCCACUUUAAAGCCAAGAAUUCAUUUCAACUUUUUGUACUGCAACAUGCAUUGUUGAUAUUAUUAUUAUUAUUAUUAUUAUUAUUAUUAUUAUUAUUAUUAUUACUACUAUAUUGUUGUUUAUUUAGAGAUGCUGUGCUUUGGUACUUGGCAAGGAACAUUAACAAACUAGUAACAAGGUGACGUGUGGAAGGUGUACUCAGGAUGUGAAAUACUGUGAUCAGUCUGAUGAGCCGCGCAGACACUCAUCAUUGAAACAUCAGCAGGUUCAGUGUGAAACCAGAUUUAGGCACACCAGCAGUUUUGUUUUGUUUUGGUUACUGUGGACUGUAAAUCUUUGAUACUGUUGUGGUUCUCCUAGUUGCUUUCAUGCAAUUUUUUUUUUUUUUUUUUUUUAAACACAUUUUGCCUUGCAUUGAGCCUUUGAAUUCACGUUAACUGCAACUGUGCUGGUUCGAUAUCAAGCUGCGUUAAUCUGACGGCUAUUCUACUACGAUCCCUUUUGUACACUGCGCCGCACCUCAGUUCCUUUAAUCAUGUCAUGGCCUUAUUCAUUUCUAUUUUGAAGCAUUCUGCUUCACUGCGUGCUCAAACUUAGUAAUUGUACGACCUUGCUUCAGAUUGACAUGUUCAAUAUUUGCAUCAUUUUUUUGAUG